This is a messenger RNA of Anopheles funestus (African malaria mosquito), 3557 nucleotides long. It is a transcript of the gene Grip128, whose product is annotated as gamma-tubulin complex component 5. The coding region runs from base 177 to 3308 and encodes 1043 amino acids. Lineage: Eukaryota; Metazoa; Arthropoda; Insecta; Diptera; Culicidae. The transcript has 4 exons. Gene Ontology annotation, cellular component: gamma-tubulin complex; equatorial microtubule organizing center; spindle pole. Gene Ontology annotation, molecular function: microtubule minus-end binding; gamma-tubulin binding. Gene Ontology annotation, biological process: spindle assembly; meiotic cell cycle; microtubule nucleation. The record is from RefSeq and is a predicted model, not a curated record.
UGUCAAGGACGCUUUGGUUGCAAAGACGCGAAAGAAUGUAAUCACAACAAAACCGUGAAAACGAGUGGGAAAAACAGUUCGUGUACCUAUGAUCAUUUUCAUAAUAUCGCGUAAGAAAGGGACUAAAAUGUUCUAUUCAAUUUGAACUGUGGAAGUUGGAGUAACAAAUCACAAAAAUGUCUACCAUGCUUGCAGAAGUGCAAGCGCUGGUGCUUCAAUAUGUACCGGAGUUGAUCAAAUCUUUAACCGGGUUUGAUGAAUCGGAAGAAAACUUUAACAUCUGUUAUAAUUUCACCAUGGGUACCAUAAGAAAUGACCGGUACCUGUCGGUUAAUAGCCACGAAAUACGGAGAAUGAUGCAGGCGAUUAUAGAAAACAUGGAAAUUUCAAACUUUACCACUGAAGCUGGCCAUCUGCGCCGAUGCUACGAAGAAUUGAUCAGUGAUCCAACGUGUCUGGAUCACUAUGUUCAUGACAUUCACUGGUCGGUGUUGUUGUUUCUUCUAACCGUAGCCUAUAAUCCGGUUGGAGCACUAAAGGAACGAUUACGAACUGGUGAAAUUAUUCAGCUGUUCGAACCAGAAGCAACGGAAGUGAGUUGUCAGGAUAAGGAGCGAGAAGAUUUAAUUGCGGAGUUGUUGGCAGAAAAUCUUCCGCUUGAACCGUACGACGAUAAAGAAGGAUCGGAGCUGAGCGAUUGGAGUGAUUUAGAAGAGGUCGCAUCGGGAAACUACAACAGUAUCGAACAAAAAGAAGUGGAGAUAGAAUCCAUCGAAGUUGGUAACAAAUUCGACAGUAGAGCCAUUGAUCUACUCGAACCGAUCGUGUUUAACAAGAUUGAACCUCCGAGACAAGAAGAAAGCUACGAAACUUUUAAUGAAGGGUUUGCUGGGGAAUGGCUGCAGAACAACGUUCAAGAGGCCUGGUGGGACGAUCCGCAGUACAAGGUCGAAGUAAACAGCGAACACAGAGGGGCAUCGUUUUGUGAUUUCUGGACUGAGCGCAUCGUAAAAGUGUCUCAUGGAUUUCUUAAAAGCGACCCCGUCUCGACGGUGUCGGAGUAUUCCAUGCUAAGGGAAAUAUUGUGGAUGUUUACCAACCCUGUCGAUUGUAAGCUCUUCCGCAUCGAUGACGAUCAAAUAUGGAUCAACACAAAUGUGUCACUAUCCAGCACGACCGAACACGGCAUACAAACGUUCCUGUUGAACUUCACCGAAUAUAUGACCAUUGCAUACCGUUUGCGGAACUUCUGUAGCAGCAUUUUGGAACAUACGGCGCGAAGCCUUCCUGCUCCACACUCCUUCGAAUGCUAUGCGGCCGGUGUGAAAAGCUUCAUGGACAACAUAGAAGCGGUAAUGAUAGAGCACGAAAAGGAACUUAUUAAGCAGGAACCAGGCAAAACGUACACAAUCAUAAAGCUCUUCCACGAUCUAGAACCCGAGCUGUUUGUGCUGAAGAAACUGUACGAUAUUCAUAAAUUUUCCGUGCUGGAUUGGACCAAGUUCCCCGCACACAUUGCCGUGGCGCAUUUGCUGUCUGGGCUUUUCCGAAGCGUUAAGCUAAGCGCCAACCUGGAAAAAGGAAACCUUGCCUUUGCAUUGCUUCUCGCUGCAUUGAAGUGUUACAUGAACAUGAUCGACACCUGGUGGACGGAAGGCAGACUCGACGAUUGGCGAGAGGAAUUUCUGGUCGAGAAAACAUACGCAGAAAAUUCAUCCACCGGUCUACAGACAGGGUAUCAGGCAAGGUUGUUCUCGAAAUGCAAGAUACGAUCAUUUUACGUGAGUUCCACCAUUUCGGAGGUGAUUGAAAAUGAUCCAAUCAUUAAACUGUUGCUACAUCACUCCUUGGAGGCCGGUUACACGUUAAAUAUUCUGAAUGGUCUGGACAGAAUAAGCGACAUGCGAAAGGAACAAGGAACGGAUGAAAAUUUGAUCUAUGCCAGCUUUCUAGAAACAAUCGUAAAAGAGUUGGAAAGAUUCCGCACAGAAAAUCCCACAGAGAAAAGCUGCGGAACUAGUUCACAAAUCGUCGAUCAAGAAAAGAAAAAUGAAAAUGCGCUUAUGGAAAAUCUUCGAAAACAAAUGCGUGAAAUUUGUGAUGAUGAUCUUUUACUUGUAGCGUUCAACAGCACACUCCAGUUAGUCGAUGAGAGUUGUCGACAGACUGGAACUGCGGAGCCUUCGUCUGUGAUCGAGCAAUCAACUCGGAAGCUUUCGAACGCUUACACGCUCUAUACGAUUCUUAACUCGAUUUCUACCCUCCAGCUUCCACUUGAGCACGUGUUGUUUAAUGCUAUUAAAAACCUAAUGGAAACGAAGCGCCAGGCAGCAAACCACUAUGUGACGUACAUCUAUAAGGACGAAUUUCAUGUGAUGGAUCAUCUGAAGAACAUUCGUAAGGUACUGUUGCUCGAGGCAAGCGAUCUUAUGGAUUAUUUCUACACCGAUCUGUUUCGGCGGAUUGAAGCAGGUGAAAGUUGGGCCAAUCCUUACCUGCUCACGAUACAGCUGAACGAUAUUUUGGCGUCACGGUUUAACGACAUGACAUCGCUCUUCACUGUCGAGGUAAAUCGUACGGCUGGAUACAAGCUCGAUACGACCGUAGUGCUGAUGGCGAUCGAUGAAAUAUGCGUGCUGUACAAUCCCAGUCACGAUUUAAGCAACAUGAUCAAUGACGAAACCAUGGCUAGCUACAACAGUGUAUUCCGGUUCUUGUUGAAAGUGAAAUGGGCCCUUGGUACGCUGGAAAUGUUGCGCUUUCCUGAAUCUCAGAAAAAACGCCCACCGUACGCUAGCUUCGGGAUGCUUGAUCUGAUACUGAAGCGAUUGGCUAUGCUUAAAUUUUGGAUGAUAUUUUCGGUGCAGUCCAUUCAUUCUCACUUGAUGACGCACGUACUGCAAUCGUUUGGCGAACAGCUCGACGAGAAGCUCGAUUUGGCCGAUAAUCUGAGUGAAAUGAUAGCAGUUCAUCAGUCCUACAUUGGGACCAUAUUUGAUCAUUGCUUCCAGCAGGAUGAUAGCAAACCCGUUAUGGAAGGUGUUAUACGGUUGCUUAACUUGGUGCACAUUUUGCGCGACGAAUGGAACAACACGGUGCUUUACACCGAAAUGGACGCACGUGGGGAUAUAACGGAUAACAGCACGUUGGGGGAUUUCAUUACGAAUUCACAGGUCGAUGAACUGGAACAAACGUACUGCAAGUGUCAUCAGCAGCUGGCAAAACUACUUAGCCGGGAAGCGUACGGAAAGCACAAGCUGCAUCUUACGGGAUUGGCUGAUGCAUUUAGUUACAAUGUGCCCUACUAAGAAACGUAGGAUGCUCAAGGAUUAGUAUUGCAAACUGCGUUUUGUGCCGAUGUCGUCCAAUAUCUGUUGCAGUUCGUCAUCCUCAAAGCGACCCUCGAGCGAGGGAAUAAGAGCUUUUGCUUCUUCCGGCGAAGCUGGGCAAAGGUUUCCCAGUGCUGCGAGUUCAAACUUGUGAAGUUUUUUCUGCAUGAGCAAACUAAUGAACAAAAACAACUGCAUGAAAUAAAUGGUUACACUUAUGUUCGGUGA